Molecule: messenger RNA, 647 nt
Organism: Octodon degus (degu)
Lineage: Eukaryota; Metazoa; Chordata; Mammalia; Rodentia; Octodontidae
Product: ubiquitin-conjugating enzyme E2 variant 1-like
Exons: 2
Coding region: 1-318 (105 amino acids)
Source: RefSeq, a predicted model, not a curated record
AUGGCAGCUACCACGGGGUCGGGAGUAAAAGCCCCUCGCAAUUUCCAACUGUUGGAAGAACUCGAAGGGCAGAAAGGAGUAGGAGACGAUGGCACAGUUAGCUGGGGCCUAGAAGAUGAUGAAGACAUGACACUUCCAAGAUGGACAGGGAUGGUAAUUGGGCCUCCAAGGGUGGACCCAAGAGCCAUAUCAGUGCUAGCAAAAUGGCAGAAUUCAUAUAGCAUCAAAGUUGUUCUGCAAGAGCUUCAGCGUUUAAUGAUGUCUAAAGAAAAUAUGAAACUUCCUCAGCUGUCUGAAGGACAGUGUUACAGCAAUUAAUCAAAAACCCUACAGGCCCUCCCCACCAGCCUGCACCCCAAUUCGAUUUAAACAGUCUUCAUUUUCCACAGUAGUAAAUUUUCUAGUUACAUCUUGUAGACCUCAAAGUACUGGAAAGAAAGCUCCCAUUCAAGGCAGUCUAUCUUAAGAUACUGUAAAUGAUACUAAUUUUUUGUCCAUUUGAAUAUAUAAGUUGUGCUAUAACAAAUCAUCCUGUCAGGUGUAACCACUGUCCACACAGUUGAACUUCUGGGAUCAAGAAAGUAUAUUUAAAUUGAACCCCAUCUGGACUGAUGGGGUGCAUCUAACUUAACUGUGAAAAGACACGU